AUGGAGCUCAGCAGACCCUUUAAAGCGUUGGUGUUGCCCCGACCCCCUGGCCCUGGAGGUGAUGGAUACCUGGCAAAGCUGUCAUCAGUGGGGAGCAUCUCGGAUGAAGAAACCUGUGAGAAGCUCAGAGGACUCAUCCAGAGGCAGGUUCAGAUCUGCAAGCGCAAUGUGGAGGUGAUGGACGCGGUCCGCAGGGGCGCUCAGCUCGCCAUCGACGAGUGCCAGUUUCAGUUCCGCAACCGACGCUGGAACUGUACACGGGAAGCUGCAUUUGUGUACGCUUUAUCUGCUGCUAGCGUAGCCUUUGCAGUGACCAGAGCCUGCAGCAGCGGGGAGCUGGACAAGUGUGGCUGCGACCGCAAUGUGCACGGUGUCAGUCCAGAAGGUUUCCAAUGGUCAGGAUGCUCUGAUAACAUUGCAUACGGGGUUGCUUUUUCCCAGUCCUUUGUGGACAUCAGAGAACGAAGUAAAGGACAGUCCUCCAACAGAGCGCUAAUGAACCUUCAUAACAAUGAGGCAGGGAGGAAGGCAAUUCUGAGCAACAUGCGAGUGGAAUGUAAGUGCCAUGGAGUUUCAGGCUCCUGCGAGGUAAAAACCUGCUGGAAAGCAAUGCCGCUGUUCCGCAAAGUGGGCAACAUAAUCAAGGAGAAAUUCGACGGCGCAACAGAAGUGGAGCAGCGCAAAGUGGGCACCACCAAGGUCCUGGUUCCCCGAAACACGCAGUUCAAGCCGCACACAGAUGAAGAUCUGGUGUACCUGGACCCGAGCCCAGACUUCUGCGAACACGACCCCAGAACUCCAGGCAUACUGGGAACCGCAGGGCGCUUCUGCAACAAGACCUCGAAGGCCAUCGACGGCUGCGAGCUCAUGUGCUGCGGUCGCGGAUUCCACACAGAGGACGUGGAGGUGGUCGACCGCUGCAGCUGCAAGUUCCACUGGUGCUGCUACGUCAAGUGCAAACAGUGCCGCAAGAUGGUCGAGAUGCACACAUGUCGGUGAUCCAGAACGCAGAACUUCCCCUCACCACUUCCCUAUAUGCACAGGGAAACUAGACAAAUUCCCAAGCAUUUCAUGCGACGGUAGAGGAACAUGUCAUACAUGAGACUUUAAAAUAUAGGGGCGAAUAUACCCGAGGUCCCAAUUGAGAGUAUUUUUCUCUCUUCUCGUUCUGUUUUUA
Molecule: messenger RNA, 1177 nt
Organism: Sinocyclocheilus anshuiensis
Lineage: Eukaryota; Metazoa; Chordata; Actinopteri; Cypriniformes; Cyprinidae
Product: protein Wnt-4a-like
Exons: 5
Coding region: 1-999 (332 amino acids)
Biological process (GO): neuron differentiation; cell fate commitment; multicellular organism development
Cellular component (GO): extracellular region
Molecular function (GO): cytokine activity; frizzled binding
Source: RefSeq, a predicted model, not a curated record